GACUUGACCAGUCUUUACUUCCCCUGCCUGUGUGAGUCCUGAAAUGCUGUAGUUCAUGACUACAGCCAGUCCAGCCUGGUGAGGCUGGGGCAGGUCCUAGCUGGACCUUUCAGGGACUGAACCGCGGCAUCCUGCCCCUCCCUUCUCCCUGGAGCCUCCCCGAGCCCUCAGGCGUCAUGUCAGGCACCUACAAUGGCACCUACAAUGAGUCCUACACCAGCUUCCUCCUCAUGGGCUUCCCAGGGAUGCAGGAAGCCAGAGCCCUCCUGGUGCUGCCCUUCCUCAGUCUCUACCUGGUGAUCCUCUUCACCAAUGGCCUGGUCAUCCACACGGUGGCAUCCCAGCGCAGCCUGCACCAGCCCAUGUACCUGCUCAUCGCCCUGCUCCUGGCUGUCAAUAUCUGUGCUGCCACCACGGUGCUGCCCCCCAUGCUCUUCAGCUUCUCCACACGCUUCAACCGCAUCUCCCUCCCUCGAUGCUUGGGGCAGAUGUUCUGCAUCUACUUCCUUAUUGUCUUUGACUGCAACAUCCUCCUGGUCAUGGCUCUAGAUCGCUAUGUGGCUAUCUGCUACCCUCUCCGCUACCCAGAAAUAGUGACAGGACAGUUACUGGCAGGUCUGGUGGUGUUGGCAGCCACCAGGAGCACAUGCAUUGUGGCUCCAGUGGUGGUGCUGGCCUCGCGGGUCCGCUUCUGCCGCUCAGAUGUGAUCCACCACUUUGCCUGUGAGCACAUGGCCCUAAUGAAACUCUCCUGUGGGGACAUCUCGCUGAAUAANACGGNGGGACUCNNUNUUCGNANCUUNAANNGAGUCCUGGAUAUGCUUCUGCUAGGCGCCUCCUACUCCCGCAUCAUCCAUGCUGCCUUCAGGAUCUCAUCAGGUGGAGCACGGUCCAAAGCCCUGAACACCUGUGGCUCCCACCUGCUGGUCAUCUUCACCGUCUACUCCUCCACCAUGUCCUCGUCCAUUGUCUACCGUGUGGCGCGCACUGCCUCCCAAGAUGUGCACAACCUGCUCAGUGCUUUCUACCUGUUGCUCCCAUGUCUGGUCAACCCCAUCAUCUACGGGGCCAGAACCAAGGAAAUCAGGCAGCACCUGGUAGCUCUGUUCCAAAGGACUCGGCAACAGGUCUUCACUGAGAAGCCCCAGCCCCUACCCUCGGAUAGAGAGCUACCUGGAUGA
Messenger RNA from Mus pahari (shrew mouse), 1181 nucleotides. Its product is annotated as olfactory receptor 52K1-like. The coding region runs from base 177 to 1181 and encodes 334 amino acids. Gene Ontology annotation, biological process: G protein-coupled receptor signaling pathway. The record is from RefSeq and is a predicted model, not a curated record. NCBI's taxonomy places the organism in Eukaryota, Metazoa, Chordata, Mammalia, Rodentia, Muridae. Gene Ontology annotation, cellular component: membrane. The transcript has 2 exons. Gene Ontology annotation, molecular function: G protein-coupled receptor activity; olfactory receptor activity.